AUGUCCAAUAAAUUUCAUUGCGAUGUUUGUUCAGCAGAUUGCACUAAUAGAGUUCGAAUAUCGUGCGUAGAGUGCUCGGAGUAUGAUCUUUGUGUACCAUGCUUUUCGCAAGGUCUAUACAAUGGCGGUCAUAGGCCCUAUCAUGACUACCGAAUAAUAGAGACUAAUUCGUUCCCCAUACUCUGUGUGGAAUGGGGUGCUGACGAAGAACUGGCGCUAAUAAAAGGGAGUCAGACGUUGGGGCUCGGUAAUUGGCAGGACAUUGCCGAUCACAUUGGUAAUAGAGACAAGGAGGAAGUUGCCAAGCAUUAUCUGGACUAUUACAUUAGUAGCCCUUACUAUCCUAUUCCCGAUAUCACAAAUAAUAUAGAUGUUUCACAGGAGGACUUUCUGGAACAGAGGAGGCAAACUAUCGAGAAGUUUAGGGAGAAACCCUUGCAGCCUUUAAGAAAGCCUAUGGCCUCAGUGCCCAGCUGUCAUGAGAUUCAAGGUUUCAUGCCUGGGAGACUAGAAUUUGAGACAGAGUUCGAAAAUGAGGCAGAGGGUCCCGUAAAGGAUAUGGUGUUUGAACCGGAUGAUCAGCCAUUAGAUAUCGAAUUGAAACUGGCCAUUCUGGAUAUUUACAAUUCCAGAUUAACCACAAGAGCCGAAAAGAAACGAGUUUUGUUUGAGAACAAUUUGUUAGACUAUAGAAGAUUGCAAGGCAUUGACAAGAGAAGAAACAAAGAAACUAAAGAUCUUCAUAAUAAAAUUAAACCGUUUGCCACAAUAAUGACAGCAAUCGAUUUCGAAGAGUUUUCUAGAGAUAUACUGGAGGAAUUGCGGUGCCGAUCAAGAAUACAUCAGCUUCAGGAGUGGAGAUCCAACGGUAUAACAACGUUAGAAGCAGGAUUAAAAUAUGAGCGUGAUAAGCAAUUAAGGAUUGCAGCGUUAGAAAGAUUUGGCACUUCGACUUAUACUCAAGCAAAUGGAAUUGAUGGUAGACACAGAACAAGCUCGGCGCACAGAUCAAAUGCAGACUACUCACAAAAUCAUAAUGAAGUUAGUGGUAGAAAGAAAGUCAUGACUAUAAGCGAUAUUCAGCACGGUUCUGAUUUUGGUUUACUAUCACCGGACGAACAACAACUAUGCACCCAGCUCAAAAUUCUUCCAAAGCCAUAUCUCGCGAUUAAAGAACUUUUAUUUAGAGAACUUCUGCGAAGUGACGGAUCUUUGAAGAAAAAGUCAUGUCGAGAUCUACUUAACAUUGAGCCUAUAAAGGCAAACAAAAUCUAUGAAUUUUUUGAGUCUCAAAACUGGAUAUGA
Molecule: messenger RNA, 1305 nt
Organism: Zygotorulaspora mrakii
Lineage: Eukaryota; Fungi; Ascomycota; Saccharomycetes; Saccharomycetales; Saccharomycetaceae
Gene: ADA2
Product: chromatin-binding transcription regulator ADA2
Exons: 1
Coding region: 1-1305 (434 amino acids)
Biological process (GO): regulation of transcription by RNA polymerase II; chromatin remodeling
Cellular component (GO): SAGA-type complex; nucleus
Molecular function (GO): zinc ion binding; transcription coactivator activity; protein binding
Source: RefSeq, a predicted model, not a curated record